This is a messenger RNA of Opisthocomus hoazin, 2475 nucleotides long. Lineage: Eukaryota; Metazoa; Chordata; Aves; Opisthocomiformes; Opisthocomidae. The record is from RefSeq and is a predicted model, not a curated record.
AUGGAGGUGCUGGAGGAGAAGGAGGAAGAGGAGCGAAGAGAAGAAGAAGAGCUGAAGGCUUUGGGGGUCGGUGAUAGCCACCAAGAUGUGGAGACGAAGGCAUCUGUGGAGCCGGUCUGCGUCCCAAGCAAUCUGCCUGAUGUUGACUGGAGCUCCAGUGACACAUCCCAGUUACCGUCCUCGUACAAGACAAAUUCCCUGAAGAAGCUGCUGCGCAUCGCUGACCGUUUUCUCCAGCACUGUAAGUUUGUGAGCACAACGGUGAGGCCAACCCUGCUGCCUUACACGGAGCUGUACCGCUGGGAUGGCUGUGCCAGCUUUGUCUCCGAUUACCUCACCAUGGAGCCCCUCAAGUCCCCUAUCACACCGCCCAGUUCGCUCUAUUCCCCAACCACCAUACUGAAAUACCAGCAGGGGAACUGCUUUGACUUCAGUGUGCUGCUGUGCUCCAUGCUGAUCGGGGCCGGGUACGACGCUUACUGUGUGCACGGGUAUGCCACCCGCGAGGUAUGCACCCUGGACGAGACUCUGGAGCUGUGCCCGCUGCUCGAGAAGCCACCGGAGGUACCAAAAGAGGAGAGGAAGAAGUCGUCCGCCAAGAAGACAGCAGAAGGUGAAGCUGCUCGUAAGAACAAGGAAAGAGGAGAGGAGAAAGUCACGGUAAUGGAAAAGCCCGAGCGUGACCCUUUGUAUGGCUUACGGGUGCAUGCGUGGGUUUUGGUCCUGUCUGGGAAGAGAGAGGUUCCUGAGACCUUCUUCAUUAACCCCUUCACGGGAAACAGCCACAGCACCACGGAUGAGCACUUCCUUGGGAUCGAGAGUGUCUGGAAUCACAGGAACUACUGGGUGAACAUGCAGGACUGCAGGAACGGCUGCAAGGAUCUCACCUUUGACUUGGGUGACACUGUCCGCUGGGAGAUUAUGCUUUUGGAGAGCAACCAGCCUGUUCAGCCGCUCCCAGAUGCUGAGGAGGAAAAGGAGUUGUCUGACAAGGAGACGAAUGAUACGAGACAGCAGGAAAAGGAGGAGGAAGACAUGAGUUUUGACAUGCCGCCAUCGUGGGUAGCCCCAUUCCAGGUAUCUCCCAGAGAGUUUGAGACCCGCUAUUCCCAGGGGAAGAAGGUUAUCCUGUACAAGAAAGCAAAACUGGAGAAGUGGGCGCCGUACCUGAAUGAAAACGGGCUGGUGAAGCGUCUCACCGUCUACGCAGACUUAGACUGUACUGAAGCAGUGGAGGUGAGGGAGUGGUUCAAAAACCGAGAAGACAUGUUGGAUAUGAGAGAAGUGAAUAAACAAACACAGCUGACCACUGACUACUUCAGGCCAGGACACCUCCUCAGUCUCAAAGCUCACACCUAUAGGUCGCUGGAACCAGAGACUAAACGUACAAUGGAGUUUUACAAUGAGGCACGAGUCGAUGGCCUCCAGAAACGCGUUGAAAAUGCUACCGAGAUGACAGAGUACUUCGUGGGGCAGGAUGACUUCCUGCACCUCCGGCACGUGGAGUUUGGCAAAAGAGGAAAGAAAGUACACUUGGCUGGCACCAGAACUGACGUUAACUCCCGGCCUAUAGUGCAAAUCAAGGAGUGUUUCCACAGAAACUUAGAAAAGCCUGCUGAUGAAGAUGUAGCAGAACGUAUCUUUCUGAUCACAGAGGAGAUGAUCCAUCUGACAUAUCACCUCAAGGAUAAAUACAUCACUGCCUCGAAGGAUUUGUUCAAAGUGGCAGAGAUGAAUAGGAAAGGAAAUAAGAUGAUCAUGACCCCAGAAAUGUGCAUCACGUACCAGGCAGGGUCCUCUGGGAAAGGCAAGAAGCUGCUCCAUCUGUACAAACUGUUGCAGGAGCUGAUGGAGGAAGAGAAGCGGGUGAAGCAACAAGUCAGGCAGUCUGAAGCUGAGGUGUUAAACAUUUUGAAGAUCCGUGAGAAUGAAGAAACCGCUGUUAAAUUGUCAGUUUCAAUUUAUAAUACGGAGAGGAAUGAAAAAAGACAACAGUAUGAAGCCAUGAAGAACACAGUGGAGGAUGACCUCCUGGGACAAGAGGAACAGGAUCUGGAUUACCUGGCACCUUUCCUUAUUCAAAUUGGCCCCAGAGAGAAGAUGCCCAAGGGGCAGGCCCUGCGCGUCAGAGAUGACUGCCUGACUGAUUUGAAGCAUUGUCUCGUUGAUAAAGUUAACAUCAUCCAGGCUCGCUUUGAAAAGGCCGUGGAAGAGCUGCAGAAGAAGAACCAGUGGUUUCAGGAGAACCGGAAUCAGCUCAGUGCAGAGGAGGAGGCUGACUUCCUCACCCGUCACUCUGAAGCCACGUUCCAUAUCCACAUUCUGUCACUGAGGCUCAACAGGGAAAAGCGGACGGCGCCACAGAAAUAUCUUGCUGUUGAAGAGAGGCUGCGCAGGGAUCCUCGCCUAGCUGAGCACCUCAGUCCUCCCCGAUUCCCUUGUUCCUUCACACCAGAUGCUGGAAAUCAGUGCUGA